This is a messenger RNA of Diplodia corticola, 1404 nucleotides long. RefSeq names its product copper transport accessory protein. NCBI's taxonomy places the organism in Eukaryota, Fungi, Ascomycota, Dothideomycetes, Botryosphaeriales, Botryosphaeriaceae. The transcript is spliced from 2 exons. Bases 1 to 1404 code for a protein of 467 amino acids. The record is from RefSeq and is a predicted model, not a curated record.
AUGAAGCGCAUGUCGCCCGCCGACGAGGCCGCGCCCAAGCGCCGCCGCCAGACGUCGCCGUUGCGCGAGCGCGGCAGCCCGGAGCCGCUGCGAGAGAAGUCGACGGAGCGCGUGUCGUACUGGCUCAAGAGCCUGCCCGAGAGCCCGCGGUCGCUGGCCUCGCCCGACGCCGCCGUCGAAGCCCCCGCCGACCCAGCCGCCUCGGCCCGCUCCCAGGACGACGCCUCGCGCUCCCUUCACCCCUCCGACUCGCUGCCCGACCCCUACCCCGCCGACCUGGGCUCCCAGGAAUACCGCAUCCAGGUCCUGCGCCGCCUGAACAUCGCCGUUGACGAGGAUGUCCCGGACGACGCCCGCCAGCGCCUGCUGCCGCCAGCCGACCCGACGCGCCUGGACGUGGACCGCAUCGCCGCCGCCGCCUGCGAGCUGCACGACGGCGCCAGGGCGCUUCUGGACCGGCCCACGGCGAGUGGCGAUGAGUGGACGGCCCUGCUGAGCCAGGCGUUGCACGCCCUGAUGCGCGACGUGCCCGGCCGCCUCUGCUGCGUGCCCAAGAGAAGUUGGCAGACUGCCGUCAAGCCCGUCACCCACAUCCACCACAUCGGUCCCCCGAGCCCCCAGAAGCGCCGCAGCGUGCCAACCCUCACACACGAGCCGCCUCGCAUCCAGAGCUAUCCCACGCCCGACCACACAAACUCGCCUGCUCAGAGCCACCCUCCCCCCGCUCUGGCCGCACACCGUACCGAUCCCGCCCCCGCCCCCGCCCCCGUCCUGCGCCUCGAGCCCGCUCCACCGCGCCUGCAGCCAAAGACACCCCGCCCCGAUCUCUCCAUAGGCCUCAGCGACAGCGACGCGGCGUGGAAGGAGGACGAGCAGGCGUGGACCCGCCCAGGCUUGCGGGGCCGCGACGUGAGGGAGAUACUGGCCGACCUGCAGCACGGCGCCGCCCACCAGGACUCAGUGACUCUGAUCACAGACCCGUGCACCGCCUCUCCCAGCGGUCUGCGCUUCCCCUUCCUCACCGUCGAAGCCAAGGCCGCCAGCAGCGCCAGCAUCACCGACGCCGAGAACCUGGCCGCCGUGUCUGCCGCCUGCGCCCUGCGCAUUCUCGCCGAGCUGUCGAAACCGCCGUCGGAGCCAGCCCCGUCUGCCGCCCACAGCGCGCUGCAGCUGCGCACCUUUUCGCUGACCUGCGAAGGCCCGGCGCACGUGCUGUGGGCACACGUGCCGGCGGCCAAGGGCUCGCACAUGAUCUGGCUCGGCGCCUACCGCAUCACCCACCGUGCUUCUGCCCUGGACCUGGUCCGCAACCUUGCCCUGAUUCUGCAUUGGGGGGCUGGAGACUUUGCCGACUGGGUGAAACGCCAGUGCGUACAGUUUAUCGACCGAAUAUUGAAUGCUUGA